Messenger RNA from Anguilla anguilla (European eel), 1957 nucleotides. RefSeq names its product tRNA methyltransferase subunit 11-2 (gene trmt112). NCBI's taxonomy places the organism in Eukaryota, Metazoa, Chordata, Actinopteri, Anguilliformes, Anguillidae. The transcript is spliced from 4 exons. Gene Ontology annotation, molecular function: protein heterodimerization activity. The coding region runs from base 437 to 808 and encodes 123 amino acids. The record is from RefSeq and is a predicted model, not a curated record. Gene Ontology annotation, biological process: tRNA methylation; peptidyl-glutamine methylation; rRNA (guanine-N7)-methylation.
GUUUAAGACCAAUUAUUGGAUACAAUUACUAACAUAACGUUGUGUAGGACUCCAUGCGUGCUGUAUUUUAAACAGUUCGAAAAUUUAGAAGAACUUGCAUGGUUUUUAAAAGUUUCGGUUAAAUAAAAUCAAAAUAAAUAUUAAUAUAAUCAAUUAAAAUAGAGCGUUAACUCCAGAGACUGUAUAAAAAUGGUUAACUCCCGCGUCAAACACAAGAGUUCCCGGAACCUUGUGUACAUGAACCGUACUACUCUGAAGAGACACUUUCUGUGUUACACUCGGGUGUCCCACGUGAGUUAGAAAGCAUCUCUGAUCACUGGUCUAAGACGAAUAGUUAAAGCUAUCGUAUAUUUAAAAAAUCAGCUUUUGACAUAUUCGACCAGCUGAAUAACUUAAAAACUGUUAUACCUUCUACUAAUUUAUAUCAACAGCGAGGAUGAAAUUACUUACGCAUAACAUGUUGACAUCGCACGUAAAAGGCGUUAUUAAAGGCUACCCUCUCCUCAUCAAGGCGACGGAGGUGAAAGUGAUCGAAGUCGAGUUCAAGCCACAGUUCGUCAGCCGAAUGAUUCCCAAACUGGAGUGGACAGCAUUCGUACAAGCGGCCGACACGCUGGGUCACCUGAAUGAUCUGCCCAACGAAGUUGUACCUGACUAUGAGAAGAACGAGGAGUUUUUGCGCAAAGUCCACCAUGCACUGCUGGAGGUAGAGGUGUUGGAGGGUUGCCUUCAGUGCCCAGAGUCAGGGAGAGAGUUUCCCAUCACCCGGGGGGUCCCCAACAUGCUACUGAAUGAGGAUGAAACAUAGAGACAGAUUUCGGUUGCUUUAAUUUUUCUAAUGCACAUACCUGUACAUACCCAAAUAUUGGAAUCAGAUUAAUACAGUUUGUUAGAUGCUUACUCCUUUGUUAGCUGUUUAUUCAAUAUUCAGGAAUAACUCAAUUAGCACACUUCUUAUUUCUUCACGAUUACAAAUGGUGAAUCAAUUUUAAAAGAGAUGGAAUCCUUGGCAUGCCUUUCUGUUUACUAGAAAACUGCCUGUGUUUCCAGACUUUUGUGCCACCAUUACCUUGAUUAAGUUUACCUUCGCUCCCCAAAUUCAUACUGGUUUAAAGACUGCUGGGUAUGCUGUAGCCCUCUAUGACUUGCUUUACAUCAUCCUACACCACUCCAAUCCACUGAUUUCUGUAUUGUGUCAGAACUGUAGUGAUACAGGGAAAUUUGUUUGCAAUAAUGCUCAUUCUAGGAAUAUUUUCAAAUGCAGUAACCCUGGCUAAGUGACAUAAAAAAUAGUCAUGUCUCAAAUAAAUCAUUGUAUAUUUUAAGAUUGACGUGCCAUAUACACAAUAAACAACAGCUGUUCUUCCACAUUGAUAUAAUACAAUAUAAACCAAUGUUUGAGAACGUACCCGAUUAGAGAGUGGCUGAAACAGAUAAUAUUGUGUUUAGUCCUUUGGAGGAAGGAAAUAUUCUGUAUUUCAUUUUGUAAGGGCCUUUGGUAAUCCUGUGUGGCCGAAUCUCUGUUUUAUGGAGUAGCAAACCAAGAUUGCACAGAAAUGUUUGUCAUUUAUUCUUAAAUUGAUGUAUAUUCUCACCAUUUUUAUCCCAAGAUGGUGGAUAAUUGACUAUAGCAGUACAGAGAGAAACCGUUUAAUUAAUGGGGGUUGUCCCUGUCUGAUUAUGAAAGAGAGGGAAGGGACACCUACAGUCUGCCUGUGCCAACUGCACAUGAAUUGUAUGCCUGCAACACAGUCACAGCACAGCAUGGUUCACACUGUGAUAAUUCCCUCGCUUUCAAGCCCAACUGCAGUUGGGCUGACUGUCACUGCUAAUUUUCCUCUAGUGCGAAAGGAAAUUGGGUGUGCCAAAUUGGAAGAUACUGUUUUGUGUUUUAAAUUCCAAAAUUGAAUGAAAAGUACAACUGAAACAAACAUGAGCUUUCUUGAUGCAGUCUUAA